UAUUAAUAUUUCGAUAUCUCCUCCGAAAGAAUAUAUAUAUAACUUCUGCAAAAUAAAAAUAUUAAUAUAAAUGAAAUAUUUUUUCAAGUUAAAUAGAAUAAUUGUGAAUAAUUAAUUUUGCAAAAUCUAAUAAACUCUCCGAACAAUGUGGCGGGUGCUGUGUCAGAGAUCCAAGCAACUAAAAGUGCAAUUUUCAAGUCGCCGGUUACAGCAGGCUGUAGUGGAGACUCCGCAUGUUAAACAUAUUCCAUCGCGACCACCUGCCUUAAAUACCAGCAAUCCGAAGACGGAUCGUACAGUUGGAAAAUGGUUUUUAGGAUGCGGCGGCAUGGUAUUCGUAGCUGUAGGACUUGGUGGUGUAACAAGAUUAACAGAGUCGGGACUGUCGAUGGUCACAUGGAAGCUAAUGGGUGAACACAAGCCGCGUAAUCAAGAAGAAUGGAUAAAAGAGUUUGAGAAGUAUCAGCAAUAUCCCGAAUUCAAAAUGAAAAACGCACACAUCACCUUGGAAGAAUUUAAAUUCAUAUAUAUGAUGGAAUAUAUUCAUAGAAUGUGGGGUCGUGCCAUUGGAGCUUUCUUCUUAGUACCUGCAGCAUAUUUUUGGAAAAAGGGAUAUUUUUGUGCUAAAACCAAAAAAAUGGUUCUUGUCCUGGGCACAUUAAUUGGUUUGCAAGGACUAAUGGGUUGGUACAUGGUAAAAUCAGGCCUAGAAAACCGAUUUGAUAAUCCAAACGAUGUGCCGCGCGUUUCACAAUAUCGGCUAGCUUCGCAUUUGGCUGCAGCAUUCGUACUAUACAGUUUAUUCUUAUCGAAUGCGCUGACUAAGCUAAUUCCCGGAGAUAAAGUUGUGGCCAUAGGAAAGCGGGCUCUUAAUAUUAAAAGCUUGUCACAUUUAACCAAGGGAAUGGUCUUUUUGACUGCCAUAUCUGGGGCAUUUGUCGCCGGUUUAGAUGCUGGAUUGGUUUAUAAUUCGUUUCCAAAAAUGGGCGACAAUUGGAUACCUGAUGAUAUAUUGCAAUUUAAGCCAUUGCACAAAAAUAUAACAGAGAACCCAACAACUGUUCAGUUUAAUCAUCGGAUACUGGGUAUUUCAACAGUUUCCUUAAUAUCUGCCUUAUGGAUACUGACGAGACGUCAGCAGUUGCCAAAAAGAGCCCGUUGGGCAAUAAAUGCUGCAAUGGUUAUGGCCUGGACACAAGCCACAUUAGGUGUAACCACUUUACUCAAUUAUGUACCUGUGCCUUUAGCUACAGCCCAUCAAUCUGGAUCUUUGCUGCUCCUGAGCUUUGCUGUGUGGGUCUCACAUGAACUGCGUUUCUUGAAAUACCUACCAAAAUAAUAGGAUAUAUAUUAAUAUAUAAAGUAUAUAUAUUAUUGUUGGAAAAUAAACGAAAUAUCAGCUAUUAAACGACAAA
This is a messenger RNA of Drosophila albomicans, 1415 nucleotides long. RefSeq names its product cytochrome c oxidase assembly protein COX15 homolog. The transcript is spliced from 4 exons. Gene Ontology annotation, cellular component: mitochondrial inner membrane. The record is from RefSeq and is a predicted model, not a curated record. Lineage: Eukaryota; Metazoa; Arthropoda; Insecta; Diptera; Drosophilidae. Bases 146 to 1339 code for a protein of 397 amino acids. Gene Ontology annotation, molecular function: oxidoreductase activity, acting on NAD(P)H, heme protein as acceptor. Gene Ontology annotation, biological process: heme A biosynthetic process.